Molecule: messenger RNA, 1665 nt
Organism: Hyaloscypha bicolor E
Lineage: Eukaryota; Fungi; Ascomycota; Leotiomycetes; Helotiales; Hyaloscyphaceae
Exons: 1
Coding region: 319-1380 (353 amino acids)
Source: RefSeq, a predicted model, not a curated record
CUUUAGCGAAUUUCCUCCAACAUUCCAGUAACCCGUCACCAUUCAACAUCCACCUGUCAAGGCAGACUUCACUGAAUAAUUUCACUCUUCUUAUGAUCCACAAAUUGCAUUCAAGUUUCUGUCGAAAAUCGCCGAAACGCGUCGAAAACGCGUCGAUUCGACUUGCAAUGCACAAGUAACGAGGAUCAGCCUUGCACUGCGUCCACAAGACUCCACACCAUAGUCUUGAUUUGUCUUCAUACGACAAGAACUGGUAUAUCUCCAAGCACAUAGCCAGGGGGUCUAUUGUCAUCUGCGGAGAAGACCCUUCGAGCCACGAUGGCUCCAGAAAGCCCGAAUAAGCAGUACCCUCUUUACAACACCACAUUUUCCCUCUAUCGAAUCUCUCCUCUCUUCACGGGUAGCAGUCUGCUACUCAAUCAUGUCGCUCUACACCAACAUGCACGACGAUUUCGAGACAUCCUUGCCGGUGAGGUACUGCGCGGGGUACGAGUUGGUCUGGGACCAGAUGACAACGUGCUCGCGCGUGUAGGAGCACUGCACACUGUAACAUGGAAGCUUCUGCCGGAGGAAGAGGCGUGGGCUGUGGAAGACGAAACAUAUAUAGGGAAUGACGAUACAAUUACAAGCCUGGCGAUCAACAGAGGGGUGCUAGUUACGGUUACGUACGAGAAAAUGGCAUAUCGAGCGAUACUAUUACGAGCUCGACAAGAGGGCAAGGUUGACGAAACCGUGGAUAGUGCUAGGGGGGAAGAUGAUGGAUUUCAGCAUUUUCCCCUGUUGCUGUCAAAGAUGCCUGGGCCUCUACGAGAAACAUUCGUGGAUUACCUCUCUACAACAUUCGACGCUCGGGUUUCAGCUCUUCGCCCAUCGAGCACACAUUUGACGGAUACUUUUGAGAAGUAUCUUUCAGAUAUCUCAAUUGGAGAGGACGGUGAGGUAUUGGAUGUGGCAGAGAGGAGCAGAUCGUUGAGAAAUGUCAUCAAGGAAACGGCCGUCUUUCUUAGUUUUGAUUUACCUGAUGCAUCUGCUUCUCUCAAGACGAUUGACAUUCAGAUUGCACGGGAGGACCUACCAAAAAUAAUCACAAUGGGGAAGCAGAUUGGAAAGCAAGGCCCGGGAGGCAAUCCAUUUCUCGACGCUCUAACGAUAUACAUUAAGGCCCACCUGGCUCUCAAUAUUGCAGACGAGAGAGUCAAAAUUGUGAGGAUAGCUUGCGGAGCUUUUGUAUUAGGAGGCGAGGGAAGAGUCAAGAUUACGCAACCUUUGAACGCUCCUGAUGGGGACAGUCCUCAGAGUCGAGCUACCCGAAGAUUGGUGAAUGAUUUGAUUAGUGUCGCAAGUGGAGGGGCUUUGUCUAAGGAGGAUGGGAUAUCUUGAACUUGGGGGCUACUUUGGUCAUUGCAGAAGUCCGAGACCGAGAUACUUUAAUGGCUCUUAACCCACAUAUCUGGGACACUCCUGGGGAGACAUAAUACCGUUGUCAUCAAUUUGGCCGAGCCAACGAGUAGAGGUUGCUGGGGAGGAAUUAGGUUGUGCUAGUACACCACACAAGGGUACACCGCAGGUAUGUAGACCACGCACGUAGCGUUCAAAAUAGUUGAAUUGCAAUGUCCCGAGUCAACUCGGAUCAUUCUCGAUACUUACCCCGGGAAUCGUUCGUCG